AUGAGCUCUUCUCGAAAACGUGUCAUAUCGUCGUGCAUACCUUGUUAUACUCGAAAACAAAAGGUAAGUCUCCCCCCGCCCCUCCAUGUCGUCGUCGAGCCGCGUAAGGAUCGAGACGGAUCAGAGAAGAAGGCUCCUCCUCGUGCAACCCAUUCGCCGCGGGACGAGUGGUGCGAGUCGUUUGGGUACUUCCAGGACAGCAACACCAACACCCUCGCCCUCAUACAAAAGGCGAGCACCUGCCACGACGAAUCCCCUCCCACCAGCUCGCUCGCCCUUGGCCCCGAAGCCGCCAGCGAGGUUCUUCGCGUCAUUGAGCGCAUGCCCGACAGACAGGUUCUGGACUUUCUGGUGUACUUCUUUGCCACCGAGCUCUGCUGGAUAGAUCAGCUGGUCCACGUUCCGUGGUUACUGGAAAAGUACCAGAGAUGGAACGCCGCCGAGGGGGCCAGCCUUGCCCCGGACGUCGAGUUCGUCGUCCUGAUACUGCGGAUCUGCUCUUACGCACUGCAGUUCUUGCCGUCCCCGGCCUAUCCUCUGGAUCGCAUCCGCGGGGAGCUGCUCGCCGACCUGCGCAAGGCGUGCAACGACGCAGCCGACAGGGCCGAGGCCAUAAGCGCCGCCGCCGACGGCCGCGGGUCGCCCAUCAGGGUGCAGCACCUCGCCUUCCUGGGGCUCAGAUACCAGGCGGAAGGCAAGAUGAGAGCCUAUGCCGAGGCCCUGGGCCGCGCCAUCCGCGUCGCGCAGAAUAUCGGCAUGCACUGCGACGUCGCGCGGCCUCGAGGGGAAGGCGCCAGUGAGGCCGACCGGGAGAUGGCUCGGAGGAUCUUUUGCAACCUGUACAUAAGCGACAGCCUGCUCUCUCGUCGGCUGGACUGCGCCCCUUUUCUCCCCGGACGUCUGGCCCACGGUGGCCAGCCGCAGCCGCAACUCCUCGAAGACCACGGAAAAGCGGGGGGGCCGCCGCCGCCGCCGGCUGGCCAUCGGUCACAGCAGCAGCCGCAGCAGCAGCGCAUCGAUCCCUUCGACGAGCGGCUGCUCCAGGCACGGCUAGCCGACUUCUGGCGCAGCGUGAGCCCUCCGGGCGGCAUCGACUACGACGCCAUGGCGGCCGAGGAACGGUACGACAAGUUCUGCCGCGAGUUCCUCCCACAGCUGCCGCCGGCCUUUGCCCUCUCAAAACCCGACGAGUCGUGGGACAAGCAGUUCCCGAGGCUGCCUCUCCAGCGGAAGCUUCUCCACACGGCCAUCUACGACUCGCUAUGCUGGAACUUCCGGCCGCUGCUCCUGCGUCAGCCCUCGUCGCCCCUCCCGGCGUACAAGGCCGUCCUCCUGGGCUUCCAGAAGAAGACGCUGGCCGUCGCCGCGUUACGCUCCCUGGACAGCGUCGGGCAGCUCCACGCGCUGCUCGGGGGGCGCCACACACGGCUGACGUGCAUCGUGGUGUCGACUUUCGAGGCGGCCGUGUUGCUCCUGUCUCUGCUCGCGGACCCUUCGUUCCCGGGCGAGCCGCAGCGCCACGACGCGCCUCCUCACGAGACCGAUCCGCUGCAGGCGGGCAUCCCCAAGCUCUCGCGGUCCGGGUGCCUGCAGGCCGUCCAGGGCGGCCUGGACCGGCUGAAGAUGCUGGCCGAGGUCAGCAACAUGGCGGAUCUCGGCGCGGGCACCCUGGGCCAGCUGCUGGGCAGGGUACCGGAGGGCGACGGAGGGAGGCGCCUUUCCGCGGCCGCCUCGGACGUGGCGACCCCGGGGACCCAGGAGGAUGGGGCGUCCGGCAAGGAAAGCGGGGAGACGACGUUAGUGAGCGCGGCGGGGGGCUUGCCGGCGAGCUGGGUGCCCGGCGGAUCCGACCCUCCGGACCAUCGCUUGGCGGUCGAUUUCACGUCGGGUGGUGGGGCGGGAACAUCGCCGGCGAUCGACGUAUCUCAGUGGCUUUCGUUCGAUGCCGCCAGUAUCGCCACACAUACCCAGAGCGGGGACUUUUGGAGCGACAUUCCAUUUUAG
Messenger RNA from Colletotrichum navitas, 2004 nucleotides. RefSeq lists its product as uncharacterized. The transcript has 4 exons. Gene Ontology annotation, molecular function: zinc ion binding; DNA binding. Gene Ontology annotation, biological process: DNA-templated transcription. NCBI's taxonomy places the organism in Eukaryota, Fungi, Ascomycota, Sordariomycetes, Glomerellales, Glomerellaceae. The record is from RefSeq and is a predicted model, not a curated record. Bases 1 to 2004 code for a protein of 667 amino acids. Gene Ontology annotation, cellular component: nucleus.